AUGCUCAUCUUUUUAUGGUACUUCCCUUCCUUCCUCACAGCCCUGAGUAAAGCAGAGGUGCUAGAGAUUUCUCGAAACAUGACCGGCUACAACGAGCUACAUGGAGAGCUGGCGCCAUCGUUCACCAGCUAUCUCGAGACUGGCAGCGCCCACGACAGCCUUAUACAGAGGCAUGCCGGACAGGCAAGUAGUGGCUUUCUGGCCCUCAGAGUAUGCUUUCACCAGACCCCUUUCAUGUGA
Molecule: messenger RNA, 240 nt
Organism: Protopolystoma xenopodis
Lineage: Eukaryota; Metazoa; Platyhelminthes; Monogenea; Polystomatidea; Polystomatidae
Source: the annotation of a GenBank genome assembly